Messenger RNA from Dendronephthya gigantea, 1596 nucleotides. Its product is annotated as cathepsin D-like. Lineage: Eukaryota; Metazoa; Cnidaria; Anthozoa; Malacalcyonacea; Nephtheidae. Gene Ontology annotation, biological process: proteolysis. The record is from RefSeq and is a predicted model, not a curated record. Bases 125 to 1318 code for a protein of 397 amino acids. The transcript is spliced from 7 exons. Gene Ontology annotation, molecular function: aspartic-type endopeptidase activity.
CUGUGCUUGAACAUGCUGAUUGCUGAAUUAAAAAUUUAAAAAACACUCGUUUGCUGCGUUGGGAAGGCGUGUGGCUGAAAUUUUUAUCUCCUAAUACAGAAAGUAGAGCUGUUUUAUUGCAGUGAUGUAUCGAAGCAUUUUUCUGCUUAUUGUGGCUGCGGUCUUUGCAAGUUCUACACAACUAUAUAGGAUACCUCUCACCAAAUUCCGCACAAUUCGCUCACAAUUAAAGGAAAUAAAUUUGUCGGAAAAAGAUGUAAGCGAAAAAUCUAUGAAUUCAAAAUACCACAUUAACAGUCGUGCCGGACCUGAGGAACAGCUUAACAAUUACAUGGAUGCUCAGUACUACGGACCAAUCACAAUUGGAACUCCACCACAAGACUUUAAUGUCGUCUUCGAUACAGGAUCGUCUAAUCUCUGGGUGCCUUCUAAAAAGUGCAAAUUGACCAAUAUUGCCUGUUUGCUUCACAACAAGUAUGACAGUUCAAAAUCGAGCACCUACAAGGCGAAUGGUAAGAACUUUUCAAUUCAUUAUGGUUCCGGAAGCUUGACUGGAUUUCUUAGUACAGAUGUCGUAGAGGUCGGAUCAAUGAAAGUGGAAAAUCAGACAUUUGCUGAAGCUAUAUCUGAACCUGGUAUGGCUUUUGUUGCUGCUAGAUUUGAUGGGAUUCUUGGCAUGGGUUAUAACACCAUAUCCGUCGACCAAGUUCCUACUGUGUUUACUGAUAUGGUUGCUCAGAAACUCGUUAAGAAGGCUGUAUUUUCAUUUUACCUCAACAGAAAAGAAGGUCAGUCUCCAGGCGGGGAGCUGCUGUUAGGCGGCAGUGAUCCUGCACACUACAGCGGGGAGUUCACUUAUGUUCCUGUUACCAAAAAGGGAUAUUGGCAGUUCAAGAUGGAUUCUUUAAAUCUUGUUGGUGGUUCUGGUGGUGAAUUCUGUAAGGGUGGCUGCCAGGCUAUUGCUGAUACAGGCACGUCCUUGAUUGCUGGGCCAUCCCAAGAAAUAAAGGAAUUGAACGCAAAAAUUGGUGCCAUUCCUGCACCAAUUGGUGGAGCGUACAUCAUUGAUUGUUCGAAAAUCGACUCACUGCCAGACGUAUCAAUCAAUCUUGGUGGUAAGAGUUUCAAGCUAACUGGAUCACAGUACGUAAUCAAGGAAACUAUUCUUGGGCAAACUGAAUGUCUCAGCGGAUUCAUGGGCCUUGAUGUUCCACCACCUAUGGGACCGAUUUGGAUCUUAGGGGAUGUCUUUAUUGGUCCCUAUUAUACCGAGUUUGACAUGGAGGCGGACCGAGUCGGAUUCGCUAAAGCUACUUAAACAGACACGUUGGGAUGGGAAACGCUGGGAAACCUAAUAAUUUUUAGUCUAAUUGAAGUAUAAUAGUUUCGUAAUUUUGCACGGCAGAUACCACUACAUCAACCUGGGUUCACAGACCGAAUGAUAUGUUUUGCAGUAUAUACCAACAAACGUAUGUUGGUGCAAUAAUCAUACAAUUGUAAGUAAUUGAAGCUUUGUAAGAAAAUACAGGGUGUCUCAAAAAAAACGCAAAACUUAAAUAUGCAGAACAUUAAUACAGCUCUAAAGCGCAAUAGAGA